CAAGAAAUCGAGAAUUCCCAAUGUCAUUGCUUUCUAAUAGUUUUUCUAUUUAUCUCUGUUUAUGGAGAUUUUCUUUUUCCAUGGGAAUUGUAAAUGAAGAUGAUGGUGGUGGCGGCGGGCGGAACGAGGAGUCGUGCAUUACUGAUUCUGAAUGUGAAUGUGUGGAUGAUGAGAAAGAUGAAACCUUUAGAAAGAAUCCAUAUAUGUGUGAACAUUCUGUUGAACACUACUACUAUCUUUUGCCAAGGGCUAGAAGAAGCAAGAUUUUCACAAGAAAGAAGCCUCCUAUUGUUAUCCCGUCUCAAUCAACGUCACAGGAAAAGGGUCUCGAGAUUCGAAACUCUCUUAAACGCAAAAAAGACGGAAUAGUUGAUGAAGACCUUUCCAUGGAGAAAAAGAAGACUGAAAAUCUGUUUGAUGAAAAACAGAGUAAAUCGGAAGAUGCAAAGAAAAAGCGAAGAAAAGUUAAGCCAAUAAUUGAUCCUCCAGUUUUGCCGGAUGAGUUGAAGGAGAAGAUUUCAGGAAUGGGCGUUCAGAUUUCUCAAGUGAAACUUGUAAUUCAGAAAGCUCUUUAUGAUACAGAUUUGAGUUAUCAGCAAAUGCGUCUAUCAAUCCCUGUCAACCAAGUGGUGAGUAAGGAUUUCUUGACACCCCAACAGAAAAUGGUGUUGGAGACCAAAGAUGUUGUGUCUAACAAAAAGACCAAGAUUCAGUUCAACUUGAUUGAGCCUUCACUUGAACAAACAAAAAUUCAUUUGACAAAAUGGGACAGGAGUAACAGCUCGAGUUAUGUGUUAUUGAACAACUGGAUGCAAGUAGUAGAAAGGAAUAAACUCAAACCUGAAAUGGUAGUGCAGUUGUGGUCAUUUCAUCAACAUUUGGUUCCAUGGCUGGCUCUUGUUUUGGUUCCCAUAUAACUUAGAUGUUCAUUUUAUGUAUAACUAUUUAGUGCAGUUUGCUAAUUUUGAUUAGAAUUAGUAAUUUUUUGUUUUGACAUGAAUCUUUUUAGUU
Messenger RNA from Solanum pennellii, 1011 nucleotides. RefSeq lists its product as uncharacterized. Gene Ontology annotation, molecular function: DNA binding. The coding region runs from base 21 to 917 and encodes 298 amino acids. The transcript has a single exon. The record is from RefSeq and is a predicted model, not a curated record. NCBI's taxonomy places the organism in Eukaryota, Viridiplantae, Streptophyta, Magnoliopsida, Solanales, Solanaceae.